UUCUGGCGUUGAGGUGAGGGAUCGGCGCCCACUUGCUGCCCACGUACACGCCGGGGCGCAGACCGGGAGAUGAUCCUCCUGUCCAGCCCACAGGGACCAGGGCUGGACUUUUCAGGGUAGCCCCGCCCUUCCCAACGCUCCAAACCCCAGCAGUAUUUUUGAGCCAGUGAUUGAGGAGCCGUUUGGAAUCGCUGUGAUCCACAGCCCAGGGAAUCAAUACGCUGGGAAGCGUGCGGGACAUGGUUGACCCCGGGCGGGGCUCUCGAUCACAGCCCUUGUGUUGACGUGCCUCUGAAUCCGGUAGCAGCCCAGCGCCGGGGGCGAAGAGACCAGGAUAUCCAGCCGUGAGGAACCUUGGAAAGUUGGCAACACGGCUGGAAUGUUCCGAUCUCGUCCCUGGAUCUAUAAGGACUUGGCACUUCCUCCCCCCCAAUCCACCCCCUGACUCCACCUGUCUGAAACGACUCUGAGUGUUCAUUUUUAAGAGACUGAAUGGUGUUCCUGCUUCCCUCCAAUACAAUGACUGAACAUUAACCCUAGCCUUACAGGGAAAGAGAGUCCAGCUUCUGUCGACUGGUCCCGCCACUACAUCAUGCCUUCCUUUCCCCUCGAUGAAGAUGAUCAGGGUACAUCCAGUCUGGCUCUGAAGGCGGGGCUGCCAUUUAAAAACACCGGAGUUGGGAAAAGGAACAUCAGAAUGAAGAAAAAAAAGAGAGGAGCGAUUACUGCCAACUUCUCCGGCACCAAGUAUCAAAUAGUGCGCAUGGCAAUUCUGGAGGCCGGAUUCACGAGAGCGCGGGAGGAGGACGAGACGGCCAACCUCAUCUGGAAUGAUGCAGCCGUACAGCAGGAGAGGAUCGCGGAUCUGAGGAACUAUCAGAGGAUCAACCACUUCCCAGGAAUGGGGGAGAUUUGCCGCAAGGACUGUCUGGCGAGGAACAUGGCCAAAAUGAUCAAGAGCCAGUCUCAGGAAUACUGUUUCACCCCAAGAACAUGGAUCUUCCCGGCAGAAUACACCCAGUUCCAGAACUGCGUCAAGGAGCUACGGAAAAAGCGCAGACAGAAGACCUUCAUAGUCAAGCCAGCCAACGGAGCAAUGGGCCAUGGAAUCUCAUUGAUAAGAAAUGGAGAUAAACUACAGGCUCAUGAACACUUAAUAGUGCAGGAGUACCUGGACAAGCCAUUCCUCCUGGAAGGUUACAAGUUUGACCUCCGCAUCUACAUCCUGGUGACCUCUUGUGACCCCUUGCGGAUAUUCUUGUAUAAUGACGGACUGGUGCGUAUGGGCACAGAGAAAUACCAUGCACCCACCGACGCCAACCUGAGCCAGCUGUUCAUGCACUUGACCAAUUAUUCAGUCAACAAGCACAACGAAAACUUUGGCCGAGCAGAGCAGGCGGACCGGGGCAGCAAGAGGUCGAUCAGGUGGUUCACCGAAUUCCUUCGAACCAAUGACUAUGACGUGGCGAAGUUCUGGAACGAUGUCUCUGAGCUUGUGGUGAAGACCCUGAUCGUAGCGGAGCCUCACGUCUUACACGCCUACCGGAUGUGUCGUCCUGGGCAACAGCCCGGCAGUAGCAGCGUUUGCUUCGAGGUUCUUGGCUUUGACAUUAUUUUGGACAGGAAGUUGAAACCGUGGCUCUUGGAGAUUAAUCGAGCUCCGAGCUUUGGGACAGACCAGAAGAUAGACUAUGAUGUGAAGAAGGGGGUCCUGGUCCAUGCCUUGAAGCUGUUGAAUGUGCGAACCAGCGACAGGAGGAAGAACCUGGUGCAGCAGAAAGCCGAGGCCCAGAAGCGGCUCUAUGGACAAGGGACGGGGAAACGCCUGUCACCGGGUUCCUCUGAGUGGGAGAAGAAGAGACACUCGUUGCAGAGGAGGAGAGAGGAGCUGAAGGAAAGACUUGCCCAGGUCCGCAAGCAGAUUUCUCGGGAAGAACACGAAAACCAGAAUCUGGGGAAUUACAGGAGGAUCUACCCCCCCGAUGACAAGCAGCUGCUGGAGAAGUAUGAGAACCUGCUGUGUGUUGCCUUCCAGACUUUCCUGGCCAGUAGAGCGGCCUCGCUCCAGAAGGAGCUCAGCAACCCGCUGAACCACAUGAAGGAGGAAGAUAUCUUGGACUUGCUGGAACAAUGCGAGGAGGAUGAUGAAAAGUUACUGGGGAAAUCACCUCGACAGCGGGGUCCCAAGCCGCUGUACUCGAUGCCCGAGACUACAGAACCCACCUCAAGGAAGCACAAGGAUGACAGCAGCUCCAGCGGAAAUAGCAGCUGCUCUUCCGACUCUGAAGAUGGGGGCCUGGAAGAGGAAAAGGUCGCUGACUAUGGAUUAGAAAGGAAGUUCAAAUUCCCGGAGCGAUUUGGAGAAGACAGAGAGACCACGCGAGAGGACACGCAGGUUUGGGCUGAGGGUGAGCAGCGACAGAACAGUGGAAGUGAACCGGAGGAGAAAGGCCGAGUCCAUCACGUUCAACACUGGUGCCAGAGAAGUAGGAUCCAAAGGAACCCCCCGGCAUCAAGGAAAAAGCCAUCCCCUUCAAUGUCACCAACUACACCUGUGCCAAUCAGACGCUCUACCUCCUGCCCCCGUUCCAUUGCUUCCCUGGCAACGCCACCACAAUCACAGGCGGCAGAGCCACGAUCCACAUCCGCCAAACCCGCCAUGCCCUUGUCCAGACUGGCGUCAGGCUCUCGGUCGCAAUCUCUGAAUCGCAACACCAUUACCCAGCAGAUGCCACACAGUACCAGCCUGGGCACCAUCCAUUCAGGACCGGGGAAAUCUCGGCAGCACAGAGAGAGAUCCCCAAACCUCUGGAAGGGAAAGCGUGUCUCCUUUGUGAAUUUUAGAACAAAGGAGCAGGAAGAAGAAUUGACUAAAGAAACGCAGGUGGCUCUCAAUGAGAUGAGAAUCAAGUUCCCUGGGAAAUCAAAUGAAGAAGCUGAGGUGCUGCUGGAUGAGAUACUGGACAACUGGAAAUAUCACAAACCUAAGGUGGCUUCCUAUUGGUUGGUGAAACUGGACUCCACAAAGCAGCGCAAGGUGCUGGACAUCGUGCGGACGAAUGUUCGAUCCAUCAUGCAGCGGGUCUGGAAGGUGCAGGACGUAGAAACUCUCCGCCUGUACCGUAUCUUCAACCGGGUUUUCAGCCGCUUGCUCUGGAGCCAUGGACAGGGCCUGUGGAAUUGCUUCUCCAAUUCCGGACGGAGCUCUUGGGAAACGAUGUUCAACAGGAAUGUGGAAGGCAUCACUCCACAGGAACUGCAAUGCUGCCAGCGGCUGGUGCACCUGUGCAAGGAUUGCCUGCUCCUGGUUUACCGAUACGCAGCUGACUUCAAGGGCUCCCUGCCUGGAUUCGUUCACGAAUGGGAUGAACACAGGUCCCUGCCGCCCUCGGGAUUCCAACUGACGGUGAAGACCCUGCCGACGGGCUUCGGCCGCAGCUCUGCCGGCCUGCCCCGUUCCCGCAGCCUCUACACCAGCAGACUCGGCCAACGUUGACCCUCCUGUGGCCAGGAUCACCGCUUUCCCCUCACCUGAUGCCCGGCUGAGUGGAGGGGGUCUGGGGAGGCGGGUCAGGGAGCUCUGACCUUUGAACCUCCCUCGGCCUGGAGGGUUUGUGGGGGUGAGGGGGGUGGGAGGGAGGUGAAGAGGAUUUCCACCUGCUACAUGCAGUGACCUCAUCUCAAAGGGACUUGGAGUGUGGGGGGAAGGUCUCAGCUUUGCUUUUAGCCCUGAGUUGCCUCCAGGACCCCCAUUGCUACCCCCCUACCUCCAACCCCCCAGGAAAUGUGGGGUCAGGAGUGGUUGGCGAAUCAUGUGUCUUAGCUCAAAAGAAAUCCCAUAGAGAUAGCAAGAGAAUGUUACUUUAAAUCCGUGCUGCUAAUUGUUGCAAUGGAAUUGCAUUGGCUUCAUCACAGUUGCACUUGGAUUAUCUGCAGAUGACAUUUACAUUCCUGUUAACACUGGGGCUUGUUACCUCAAUACUUUUCUUUCACGGUCUGGAUGUCAUUCAUAAGACCAACAUUUAUUGCCGAUCCCAAAUAGUCAUAGAUCCACAGAGCAAUACAGCACGGAUACAGGCCCUUUGGCCCAACCGGUCCAUGCCGACCACGGUGCCCACCCAGCUAGUCCCAAUUUCCUGCACUCGGCCCAUAUCCCUCCAAGCCCCGUCCCUCCACGUGCCUAUCCAAGUGCUUCUUAAAUGAUUGUACCUGCCUCACCCACUUCCUCUGGCAGCUUGUUCCAUACAAUCACCACCCUCUGCGUGAAAAAGUUGCCCCACAGGUCGCUUCUAAAUCUUUCCCCUCUCACCCUAAACCUAUGCCCUCUGGUUUUGGACUCCCCUACCUUGGGGAAAAGACUGUUACCAUCCGCCUUAUCUGUACCCCUCACAAUUUUAUAAACCACCAUAAGAUCACCCCCAUUCCCUUUUGCUCCAAGGAAUAAAGACCUUGCCUGGCCAACCCCUCCCUAUAACUCACGCCCUCUAGUCCUGGUAACAUCCUUAUAAA
This is a messenger RNA of Pristis pectinata (smalltooth sawfish), 4509 nucleotides long. It is a transcript of the gene ttll7, whose product is annotated as tubulin tyrosine ligase-like family, member 7. NCBI's taxonomy places the organism in Eukaryota, Metazoa, Chordata, Chondrichthyes, Rhinopristiformes, Pristidae. Gene Ontology annotation, biological process: protein polyglutamylation; microtubule cytoskeleton organization. Gene Ontology annotation, cellular component: cilium. The record is from RefSeq and is a predicted model, not a curated record. Gene Ontology annotation, molecular function: tubulin-glutamic acid ligase activity; tubulin binding. The transcript has 24 exons. Bases 593 to 3496 code for a protein of 967 amino acids.